AUGCGUGUGGGCCGCCCUCCAAGCUGCCGCUGCAGCCGGCCGCGCGGGGAGGUGACCAAGCUGGACGACUCCAUCGGCGAGACCGUGGCCAAGGCCGUGGCUGAGGCCAAGAACGGCGACCUGCUGCUGCUGGAGAACGUGCGCUUCUACAAGGAGGAGGAGAAGAACGACCCCGCCUUUGCAGAGAAGCUGGCGGCCAACGCUGACCUGUACGUGAACGACGCGUUCGGCACGGCCCACCGCGCGCACGCCUCCACCGAGGGCGUGACCAAGUACCUGAAGCCCUCGGUGGCCGGCUUCCUGCUGCAGAAGGAGCUGGACUACCUCGAUGGCGCCGUGACCACCCCCAAGCGCCCCUUCGCGGCCAUCGUGGGCGGCAGCAAGGUGUCCUCCAAGAUCACCGUCAUCGAGUCCCUCCUCAACAAGGUCGACAAGCUCAUCAUCGGUGGCGGCAUGGUGUUCACCUUCUACAAGGCCCGCGGCUACAGCGUCGGCAGCUCCCUGGUCGAGGAGGAGCAGCUGGAGCUGGCCACCAAGCUGGAGGCCCUGGCCAAGGAGAAGGGCGUGGAGCUGCUGCUGCCCACUGACGUCGUGGUGGCCGACAAGUUCGCCCCCGACGCCAACACCCAGAUCGUCUCCGCCGACGCCAUCCCCGACGGCUGGAUGGUGCGCGCGCCCGCCCGCGCCCGCCUCGCCUGCCAGGCCGCCCGCGGGGCCCCGGCCGCGCCGCCCUUCCGCAUGCCCGACGCCCGCCUGCGGCUGGGAAGCCCAUGCAUCAGACUGUUCGUAAUCGCGCGCUCCGAGCGAACCGGCCUGC
Monoraphidium neglectum is the source of this 817-nucleotide messenger RNA. Its product is annotated as phosphoglycerate kinase. The transcript is spliced from 8 exons. The record is from RefSeq and is a predicted model, not a curated record. Gene Ontology annotation, biological process: gluconeogenesis; glycolytic process. Lineage: Eukaryota; Viridiplantae; Chlorophyta; Chlorophyceae; Sphaeropleales; Selenastraceae. Gene Ontology annotation, molecular function: phosphoglycerate kinase activity; ADP binding; ATP binding. The annotation marks the transcript as partial. Gene Ontology annotation, cellular component: cytosol.